UACGGGUCUUUUAACUAAAAUCUUGCAACUCCAUGGACGCCAUUUCUUUCCUUCUUUCCUUCAUGCAUUGUGUUUAUAUAUAAUAAUGUAUUUGGCUGCGGAACACAAAAACAAAUUUAAGGAAACAGAGACAGAGACACAAACAGUUGAGAGAUGGAGAGUGGUAGCGAGCAAAUGGAAAGAAGAAAGGCAGAAAUUGAGGAAAAGAAGGCAAUGACAGAGGGUUUGCCUCUACAGAGCAGUCCUUAUUUGAGAUGCCAGGAUUUGGAAGACUACAAGCGCCAGGGUUAUGGAACAGAAGGACACCGACAAGUCAAGCCCAAUCAUGGCGGUGGUGCCACUGAUGCUCCUACUCUUUCUGGGACUGGCCUCCCCGAAGGAACUCCUCCCCUUCCUUGACUUUCCUCUUCAUGCAUAUGUCUUAUGAUUCAUCAAAAUCAAGUGUAUAAUAUAUAGGAUUUUGUUUGUAUAUUUGGAUUAAUUUGUACAUUUUCGACAAUGUAAGCAGAGAGAAUAGUAUUGCCAUUAUGAAGUUUGUGAGCUUAGGAAAGCUCUGUAUUGAAUUAUUAAUCUAAAGUUUUUAUUUUAUUUUAUUUGUAAA
Jatropha curcas is the source of this 601-nucleotide messenger RNA. RefSeq names its product Late embryogenesis abundant protein, group 6. Lineage: Eukaryota; Viridiplantae; Streptophyta; Magnoliopsida; Malpighiales; Euphorbiaceae. The record is from RefSeq and is a predicted model, not a curated record.